Molecule: messenger RNA, 1886 nt
Organism: Vigna angularis (adzuki bean)
Lineage: Eukaryota; Viridiplantae; Streptophyta; Magnoliopsida; Fabales; Fabaceae
Product: transcription factor TGA2.2
Exons: 10
Coding region: 332-1750 (472 amino acids)
Biological process (GO): DNA-templated transcription; regulation of DNA-templated transcription
Molecular function (GO): sequence-specific DNA binding; DNA-binding transcription factor activity
Source: RefSeq, a predicted model, not a curated record
UUAGAAAUGUGUAUGAAUAAAAUCACUGAAAGAAAAAGGUUGAAGCUUUGAAAUGUGGGGGUGCUGAUGCAACACUACUACAUUACACUCUUCUUAAAGCUUCCUCCAACACUUUAUGCUUCGAACUGCAUUUCCAUAUUCUCUUCUGCUUCCACUUGUUUAACAACAAAACCUAUCAUCGCCAUCAUUCAUGCUUUCUUUCCUAAUCACUUAGCUUAGAAACAAUGCAAAGCUUCAACCCAACCGAAUCAGAAUCAACCUCGCCACUCUAUUCCCACUCUUCCUUCAUUCACCGGUAAAUUGCAUAUUACAAUCUGCAACAACCAUUCACAUGCACCAACAAGUGCUUCUGUUGAUUUAUUUUUCUUUUGGUAUUACAAAUAUAAAGUUUUCUAAAACAGAGUUUCUCUGUUUUUCUCUGUUCUGUAACAGGGGAAAUGACGCCAACCCAAAUCCCACGCGCUUCUCUGAUCUUCAGCAUUCUUUUCGGCAGCACGAUGCUGUUGAUUUAAGCUCAAGUUCUGUGUUUGGUGCGAAGUCGAACAAUAUGGCUGUUGUUGCAAGCAACUUGCAGUGUGGGACAUUCAACACGAACCUUGGAGGUGCAGAGUUUGGUUCGACGGUUGUAGGGUGUGUUGAGACAGAGUCUCAACACAUGUAUCAGAGAGGAAACUGUAGCGCCACCAUGCCCAUGGGGAACCAGUAUGUUGAGAAAUGGGCAGAUGAUAGCCAACACACUGAAGAUACUUGCACAGACAUCGACACCGAUGAUAAAAACCAAUGUUUCUCUACCGUGUCUUGGGGCAAUGGAGUUGGAGACGGGGCACUUGUAGUUGUGGACUCCCAGGAUCAAAGUAAGACAAAGGUUAAACCCGAAGACCAGAAGACCGUUCGUAGGCUAGCUCAGAAUCGCGAGGCAGCUAGGAAGAGUCGGCUGAGGAAAAAGGCAUAUGUGCAACAGUUGGAGAGCAGUCGAGUUAGGCUUGCACAAUUAGAACAAGAGCUUCAACGGGCACGUCAGCAGGGUGUUCUUAUUGCAAAUGGACUCACUGCGGAACGAGGACAUUCAGUUGUUGGAAAUGGAGCGUUAGCAUUUGACAUGGACUAUGUUCGAUGGGUGGAUGAGCAUCAAAGGCUGAUCAAUGAUCUAAGAUCAGCUAUAAAUUCUCGAAUGGGUGAUAAUGAACUUUAUGUUCUUGUUGAUGGAGUCAUGGCACAUUACGAUGAAUUAUUCAGGUUGAAGAGCAUAGGGGCAAAGGCUGAUGUAUUUCAUAUACUUUCUGGGAUGUGGAAGACUCCUGCAGAAAGAUGCUUCAUAUGGCUAGGUGGAUUUCGUUCUUCUGAACUUCUCAAGAUAGUUAGAAACCAGCUUGAACCAUUAACGGAAGAGCAGUUGAUGGGCAUUUACAAUCUGCAACAGUCUUCCCAGCAAGCUGAGGAUGCAUUAUCACAAGGCAUGGAAGCAUUGCAGCAGUCUCUUUCAGAUACACUUUCAACCUCCUCACAGGGAUCAUCUGGUUCUGGAAAUGUUGCCGAGUACAUGGGUCAAAUGGCAAUUGCAUUAGGCAAGCUUGCCACACUUGAGAGUUUCCUUCAUCAGGCUGAUCUCUUGAGGCAACAAACUCUGCAACAGAUGAGACGAAUUCUGACCACUUUCCAAGCUGCGCGGGCACUACUUGUCAUAAAUGAUUACGUUUCACGACUCAGAGCUCUUAAUUCUCUAUGGUUAGCGUGCCCAAGAGAGUACUAGGUGUCACACAUAUUCAGAACUAAUCUUAUCAGAAACAUGGCUAAUUAUUGCACCUUGAUUCCUACAACUUUUCAGCUAUUGACAAAUUUGUAUAUUAUUGACAUUUUCAAGGAAAUAUUUUUCUGUGUUAUGCUUA